AUGGCUCCUUCCCGAUCCAGAUCACAAUGGCGUCACCUCUUCACCCUGCCCAACCUCCUCGCCCUCGCCUUCGCCUGGCUACCACUUGCAGUCGCGGAGAAGACGGCGGCAGACUACUUCAUCUCAUCCUUACCGGGAGCACCCGAACCUCUCCUGAAACAAUACGCGGGACACAUUGAGAUCACGCCGGAACACCACGGCAACCUCUUCUUCUGGUUCUACAAGAACAGACACAUCGCCAAUCGCUCGCGCUUAGUCAUCUGGCUCAAUGGCGGGCCGGGGUGCAGUUCUUUGGACGGGGCAUUGAUGGAAAUUGGACCCUACCGAGUCAAGGAGGACGGGACAUUGACGUAUAAUGAAGGAAGUUGGGAUGAAUUCGCCAAUGUGUUGUUCGUGGAUAACCCCGUGGGUACCGGCUUUAGCUAUGUGGACGGGGACAGCUAUACGCAUGAAUUGACGGAGAUGUCGGCACAAUUCGUCGCUUUCUUGGAGAAGUGGUUUGUCGUGUUUCCUGAGUAUACGAUGGAUGAUAUCUACAUCGCAGGCGAAUCGUACGCCGGCCAACAUAUCCCCUACAUUGCCCGCGCCAUGCUCGACCGCAACGCCGCCAAUCCUUCCGCUCCAGCCUGGAACGUCUCCGGCUUACUCAUUGGCAAUGGAUGGAUUUCUGGCCCUGAUCAAUACCCUGCUUACCUCCAAUUCGGCUACGAAGCCGGCUUGAUCACGAGUGGAAGUGAUGAGGAACGACAAAUUCAAGACCAGCAGAAGAAAUGUUAUCAGGCUCUGGACAAGGGCGGGAAAGACCAUGUCGAUACUGGAUCUUGCGAGGGGAUUCUGCAGGAGAUUCUGAGGUUGACGGCUAAGAAUGGAGAUUGUAUCAACAUGUACGACACGCGCUUACACGACUCCUAUCCCUCAUGCGGAAUGUCCUGGCCUCCGGAUCUGAAACAAGUCACACCUUAUCUUCGACGGAGCGACGUCAUUAGCGCUCUGCACAUCAAUCCGGACAAGAAGACCGGCUGGCAGGAAUGUAAUGGGCAAGUCAGCUCGAACUUCAAAGCCUACAAUUCCCCGCCUGCUGUAACUCUCUUACCUGGCCUACUGGAACAACUGCCCAUCAUCCUCUUCUCCGGCGACAAGGACCUGAUAUGCAACCACAUUGGCACGGAAACCCUCAUCUCAAACCUCAUCUUCAAUAACGGCACAGGUAUGGAAACCUCCCCGGGCGUCUACGCCCCGCGUCGGGAUUGGUCUUUCGAAAACGAACCAGCCGGUAUCUACCAAUCCGCCCGUAACCUGACCUACAUCAAAUUCUACAACUCCUCCCAUAUGGUUCCCUUUGAUUUCCCCCGUCGAACGAGGGAUAUGUUGGAUCGAUUCAUGGGCGUCGAUAUCGCGUCCAUUGGUGGGCAGCCGGCGGAUUCUAGGAUCGAUGGGGAGAAGGCGCAUCCCGAGACGAGUGUGGGUGGGCAUCCGAAUAGUACCUCUGCGGAGGAGGCGGCGCAGGCGAAGGCGGAUAAGGCGGCUUAUAAGGCUUAUCAGCGGAGCUCGGAGGCGGCGCUCGCACUGCUCAUCAUCGUCCUCGUGGUCGUGGGGUUGUUUUGGUGGAGGGGCAGGAGAAGGCGGGCGGGGUAUAAGUCUUUGUUUGGUGGCGGCGGCAGUGAUCCGUAUGAUGGUAGGGGUGGUGGGGCCGGUAUGGCGAGUGGGUUGGGCUUGGAUGGGGAGAGGUUUCGGGAGAGGGAGGAUGUGGAGGCCGCGAGGGAGUAUGAUGAGAGUGAGCUGGAUGAUUUGGGGGCGAAGGGUAGAGGUGGUGGGAGGGGGGUGUUGGACGAGGAUGCAUUCGAUUUGGGCGAUGAUGAGAGUGGAGAUGAGGGAAGUGGGUAUGGGAAACUGAAUGGGAAUGGGCAUGCGCGGUAA
Molecule: messenger RNA, 1917 nt
Organism: Recurvomyces mirabilis
Lineage: Eukaryota; Fungi; Ascomycota; Dothideomycetes; Mycosphaerellales; Teratosphaeriaceae
Gene: KEX1
Product: Cell death protease
Exons: 2
Coding region: 1-1917 (638 amino acids)
Biological process (GO): apoptotic process; proteolysis
Cellular component (GO): trans-Golgi network
Molecular function (GO): serine-type carboxypeptidase activity
Source: RefSeq, a predicted model, not a curated record